Molecule: messenger RNA, 748 nt
Organism: Zeugodacus cucurbitae (melon fly)
Lineage: Eukaryota; Metazoa; Arthropoda; Insecta; Diptera; Tephritidae
Exons: 2
Coding region: 118-618 (166 amino acids)
Source: RefSeq, a predicted model, not a curated record
UGCAAAGCUUUGGAAUCGAGCAAAAUGAAUUAAACACUUCUAGGUUCCUUCAAUAAUCACUUCUACUGAAGUCAUUAGGCUGUGAACUUGCGAUAUUGAGUUCUACUAAAUUUUGUAAUGCAGAUGUUACCAGGCACCACUUUUUGGUAUUGGACGACUGGCGUUUUAUUACUUGUCGGAAAUGUGCCAACAGUUAGUGGAAAAGUAAUACCGAACCCAGGGGGCGGAAAUGUUGAAUCAACAACAUUUGCAUUGGGAGAUGUCUUGGCGAAUAAACUACACUUAUUUGCAUUGAUUGCAAAACCAGAAAAGGAAACUGAUAAUCAUAAAAUAACGGAGAAGAAGACUUCUAUUGAGACUUUUCAUUCGGUAAUAGAUGUGAACACUAAAUCACCUGAGAAGAUAUCGAAUAGCAUUUCUGAUUUUUCUGGUGUUUCAAGUACUUCUAGUUUAAGUGAUUCUCUUGAUUCCAGUUCAUCUUCUGGUAUUUCUAGUACUUCUAGUUUAAGUGAUUCUCUGGAUUCGGAAUACGAGUAUUGUGUAAAUUAUUUCUUUCCACAAUACGAUUUCUUGGCAGACGAACUUGCUAAUUUUGAUUAUUACAAUGCACCGUUAUAAGUUAUAUUAGUACCAUACAUAAAUUUGCUUCAAGUAAAAGGAAUUAUAGUGAAUUAUAGAGAAAUUUAUUUACGAAGGGGUCACCGAUAAUAUUUUUCUCAAAUAUAUAAUUUAGCACUUGUGCACUUGA